Molecule: messenger RNA, 1577 nt
Organism: Armigeres subalbatus
Lineage: Eukaryota; Metazoa; Arthropoda; Insecta; Diptera; Culicidae
Product: thymus-specific serine protease-like
Exons: 2
Coding region: 9-1475 (488 amino acids)
Biological process (GO): proteolysis
Molecular function (GO): serine-type exopeptidase activity; dipeptidyl-peptidase activity
Source: RefSeq, a predicted model, not a curated record
CUGUCACCAUGAUUGGGAAAGCAGCCUUACUUCUUGGUAUCGCGGUUGCGCUCGCUUCCGCAGCCAUAGAUAUCAACCCAAGUCGCCCGUUAUUAUUUGGAACUCACAGAAUCAUACCGCAAUUGGGGAAUAAUGCGGAGUCAAACCAUACUGCCAUCUGGAACACAGUGAAUCUACGACAAGGCUACACAAAUCCCCAGAACACGGGGAGUUUUCCGAUGCGGUACGUAAUGAACAACCAGUACUACCGCAGAGGCGGCCCGAUUUUCCUGUUCAUCGGUGGUCCGUGGACAUUGGAAGCGCAUUACGUUGAGCAGGGCCACUUUGUGGAUAUUGCUGCAGCGUUGAACGGCUUUUUAGUAGCGAACGAACUGCGGUACUACGGGGAGAGCAAACCGCUUGAAAAUAUUAGUCGCAACAAUCUACGAUAUUUGCACAAUGUACAUAUUUUAUCUGAACUGGCAAUGUUCAUCGCACAUAUCAAAGAAGAAGUUGUACAGGAUCCUAGUGCGAAGGUGAUCCUUGCUGGAGUUGGCUAUUCUGCCUCUCUAGCGCAAUGGAUGCGUCAACGAUUCCCCCAUUUGGUGGAUGGAGUAUGGUCAUCGAGUGGAAUUGUACAGACUUCAUCUGAUUUUCGUGCAUUUACUGAAGAAGUUGGACAGAUAAUUAGACGUUUUGGUGGUAAUGACUGCUAUAACACCAUUUGGAGUGGUUUCCGUACUGUCGAAAAUCUCAUAGAUAUUGGAAUCUCCAACCAAUUAGAUCAACUAUUCAACACAUGUGAGCCCAUUAACGCUACCAAUUCACUGGACGUGCAAGCAUUUUUCUAUGGUAUCUUCUACGAAAUCAGUUUGGAAGUUGUAAACAAGGAUCUCCAGGAAAAUAUCAGACGUUUGUGCGAACCAUUGACAGAUCCUGAUCAGGAAAAUAGCCUUCUUGCACUGGCUGGUUGGCUGAAAAAUCGCUUCCCAAGUGCAGUCUGCCUCUCGAUGGAUUUCCAAACAAUUGUAGAUACUUAUGCACCAAUCAACUGGGAAAGCGAAAUUGUCGAGUCCGGUGAACGCCAAUGGUUAUUCCAGCGCUGUACCGAACUGGGAUGGCCCAUUACGACGACGUCACAGUAUCAGCCAUUCGGCCAACGGUUUUCUACGGAACUUUUCCACGGUAUUUGCGAGCGACUUUUCGACAGCUGGCUAACUCGCGACAAGUUCGAAGAACUGACGGCACAAACGAACGACUUCUACGGUGGUAGUCGUCCUGAAAUACGAAACAGCAUUUUCACUCAUGGUGGUCUUGAUCCGUGGCGCUUUGCUGGCGUCAGAGCUAUCAGGUCGCCUAACACGUAUGUAAACGUCAUUCCGAAUGCUGUACACGGGCAAGAUCUGGCAUCAAUUUCUGCUGAAGAUUCAGAUGAACUGAGGCGUAGUAAGGAAAUGGUUACGAAUACUAUUCGUAGAUGGGUUAAUUCAAACUAGUUAUAUUAUAAUUAUAUGUUCCCUCUAGUGUAUUACCAAUUCCAAUGUCUAUGUUUAGACCAUAUAGGUAUAUGAGCCUGAAAAUCAACUGAUUUGCUAAAU